AUGGAGGUUUUUAAAGUGGAAUAUAUACUAACAUUAUAUGAAGAACAAGAAUUAAAAUCAGAAUCAGAAGAAAGUGAUGAUGAUAAUGCCAGUAUAAGUUCAGAAGAUGGUGAUGAUGAAUUAGACCUUGACCAAGAAGUCAGUAGUGAAGAUGAAGAACAAAGUGAAAGUGAAAGUGAAGAUGAAGAUGAUAGUGAUGAUGAUGAUGGUGAUGAAAAUUUACCAAAAUUGAAAAAAAGAAAAAAAAAUAAAGAUGAUGGUUCAGAAUCAUUUGCUACUGCAGUUAAUGCAAUUUUAGGAUCAAAAUUAAAAGCUUAUGAUCGUAAAGAUCCAAUUUUUGCAAGAUCUAAACAAAUUUUAAAAAAAGCUGAUGAUGAAAAAUUAGAAGCAAAAGCUCGUAGAGAAUUAUUAGCUGAAAAGAAAAGAGUUUAUGAUCAAGAUAGAAUUAAAGAUUUGUUACCAAAAGAAGAUUCUACUGCAAGACAAGUUAUUGAUCAUGAAAAAAAAUUAAGAAAAAUUGCUCAAAGAGGUGUUGUUAGAUUAUUUAAUGUUGUUAUGUCAACUCAAAAUAGAACUUCAAAUGAAGUUAAUAAAACUAAAGUUUUAGGUCAAGAUCAAAAGGAAAAACUUAUAUCUGAAAUAUCGAAAGAAAAAUUCUUUGAUUUAGUUAAAGCUGCUGGUGAUAAUUAA
Hansenula ciferrii is the source of this 690-nucleotide messenger RNA. RefSeq names its product RRP15 family protein. The transcript has a single exon. Gene Ontology annotation, cellular component: preribosome, large subunit precursor. Bases 1 to 690 code for a protein of 229 amino acids. The record is from RefSeq and is a predicted model, not a curated record. Gene Ontology annotation, biological process: maturation of LSU-rRNA; maturation of 5.8S rRNA. Lineage: Eukaryota; Fungi; Ascomycota; Saccharomycetes; Phaffomycetales; Wickerhamomycetaceae.